AUGAUCAGCUGGGACCGGCCUCCGACAGGCUGGGUUUGUUUAAAUACGGAUGGUUCUGUGGUUCUAGCUCAGAAGAGUACUGCUGCGGGUGGAGUGCUCAGGGGAUGUGAUGGGAGAUUCAUCAAGGCGUUUGCUGCUAAUUUAGGUGGAGGUUCGAUUACCCACGCAGAGUUGGGAGGUAUUGUUCAUGGGUUGCGUAUGGCCUGGGAGGAGGGAUCACGGAAGGUGAUAUUACAGACUGAUUCGACAACGGCAAUCAACCUGCUCAAGGAUGCGGAUUGCCAUAACCCACACUACACCUUGAUAGCAGCUAUCCGAGAGCUGCUGGCCAGAGACUGGGAGAUCGAGCUAGUGCAUGUGUUUCGCGAAGGCAACUAUGUUGCGGACUAUUUGGCGUCUAUUGGACAUUCUUUACCUAUAGGAGUUCAUUUGAUUGAUAUCCCGAGCCCUACCCUGAGGCAUUGGUUGUAUUUCGACACUAUUGGGGUCCAGACCCAGAGAAUUAUCAGGAAUUAA
This is a messenger RNA of Linum tenue, 516 nucleotides long. The record is from the annotation of a GenBank genome assembly. Lineage: Eukaryota; Viridiplantae; Streptophyta; Magnoliopsida; Malpighiales; Linaceae.